UUUUAGCAUCACGCGCAAUGCGAUAUUAAGACUUUCAUGAGUGGCACAUUUUCAUUAUUCACUCUACUUUUCAGCACUGGAUUCUUAAACUGAUUUCUGAUAUAUUUUGUGUUGAAUGUGGAAUUGGCGGCGGAUCGGUGUGGUGGGCGCCGUGAUCACUGGCUCCUCCGGAUUAUUCUCGCCUCCCUGGAAGCGCACGGUGCAUGCGGACGCCGCAUCCGUGCCCACUGAUCCCUCCCAGCCGCACGGCGUCAGUCGGGAACGUCCGCAGACGCCCGUGUUCGAUACGGAUGGAUCGGAAAUCCGCGACAUCAACGAGGACAACAUUCCGCGGUCGGAGGAGCUCCAGCUGCGCAAUGUCCAGGCCUUCUUCCGGCAUGGAGCGCGUACCCCGUUGAGAAUUCUGAAAUUCCUGGAUCAGCCUGAAUGGCCGAAGGAAAAGAUGUUAGCCGAUCCUCUAUUUCCGGCGGUAACGUACACUGUACUGGAUCUACACGGGCAGCAGGUUCCGGUUGGACCUUACGAAACCAUGUAUCAAAAAAUACUGUUUAAGGGCGGUUCUCCAGCCGGACAGCUGACUAAAACAGGAAAGCUGCAAAUGUACGAACUGGGUCAGCGAUACCGGAAGCAGUACAUCGAAGAUCGCCGGCUGGUGCGACCGAUAUUUGACGCCACUCAAGUAUAUAUUCGUUCUACAAACAUGACGAGAACGAUUGAAUCCUGUCGCUGGGUGUUAAGCGGAAUGUUCGGCAACAACAUUCGCCGCGGCGACGCGAUUAUAAUAUAUACCGAACCGGCUGAGCGGGAAAUUCUUUAUCCCAACCACACAUUUUGCCUGCAGCUGAAAACGCUGAACAAGAAAGCCUUUAAAGCACUGGAUGAUCUUCCGGGACUGAAAAAGGAUAGACUGGAAAUGCAGAAACUGUUUAAUUAUGCAGAGGAGAACAGCAAGAAAAAUUUAAAUUUUGUGGAUUUACGAGAUGAACUAAUUGCGAGAGAGGCGCAUGGUCUGAAGUUGCCCGACAUCAUCGCCAGCCGCAUGGCACAAAUUGAAUCCUACGCCGUCAAGAUGCUAACCUUCAUGGUAUCGGAUGCCACAGCCAAAAUCCGACCCAAUAUCAUGCGUCUGUUCUGCGGGCCGGUGCUGCACCUGAUCCGCGACAAUAUCGACUACUCCCUGGAACAAGAGGACUACUUCCGGCUGCAACUCUACGCCUGUCAUGAUUCCAUGCUAAUGGCUCUCCUAGUGGCACUGGACAUCUUCGACGAUAAAUGGCCGCCGUUCGGCGCGGAUCUGGUGUUCGAGACAUACGAGGAUAAGAACGGGGACGCCUGGGUGCGCGUGGUGUAUCAGGGAGCGGCGCAGCGCCUGCCGGGGAACGGCGGUGCGGAGUUGAUUGCGCUGGACCGGUUUAAGCGGUUGAUUGGCCGGUACACCAUAACCAUGGAGGAAUAUCGGGAAACUUGUCAGGAUGUGGCCCGGACGGAUGUGGCGCGAGCUGUGGGCGGAAGUAAAUAGUUGAGUUGCGUUAAUCGUGCUUGCUCGAUAAUGCUGCCAAGAAAUGCUGAUGUAUUUCGCUUUUUAAUACGAUUUUAUUUUCGCCAUGGAUUUUAAUUUACCAUGGUGUUGAAUCGUUUUUUGGUGAGAAAGCAUGGCUUAUACCGGUACAAACUUUUUAUUUGUCAGAAGUGAUGUUAACGUUUGUUGUAGGAAACGUGAAAACGUGUAUCCCGAUAUUUACACUGCAGUAAGUUCGUAGAACAACGGCAGAUAUGUUAAGGGCAAAGUC
Paramacrobiotus metropolitanus is the source of this 1790-nucleotide messenger RNA. RefSeq names its product lysophosphatidic acid phosphatase type 6-like. Gene Ontology annotation, biological process: dephosphorylation. The transcript is spliced from 9 exons. The record is from RefSeq and is a predicted model, not a curated record. Gene Ontology annotation, molecular function: phosphatase activity. Lineage: Eukaryota; Metazoa; Tardigrada; Eutardigrada; Parachela; Macrobiotidae. Bases 116 to 1519 code for a protein of 467 amino acids.